Molecule: messenger RNA, 468 nt
Organism: Ylistrum balloti
Lineage: Eukaryota; Metazoa; Mollusca; Bivalvia; Pectinida; Pectinidae
Product: protein obstructor-E-like
Exons: 4
Coding region: 1-468 (155 amino acids)
Cellular component (GO): extracellular region
Molecular function (GO): chitin binding
Source: RefSeq, a predicted model, not a curated record
AUGGAAUCAACAGUUAUACAUGUGAUAUGUGUACUUAUGACAGCUUUAGUAACAGUUGUAUUGCCUCUGGAUUGUUUUGGCAAACAGGACGACGUUUAUGAUGAAGGGUGUCGGUCCUACACAAAGUGUGCCAAUGAAACAGCUGUAAUUAUGUUUUGUGAUACAGGAACGGUAUACAAUAGGGAUACGCACACAUGUGAUGACGCAUUUAAUGUACCUCCACCCUGCGGAACAUUUCGAGAGUGCUCUACCCUCAAUGAUGGGGCGUACCCUGAUAUUGACAUGUUGUGUACAUCCUAUUAUACAUGUAACAGGGGCAAGUUUUUCGGACAUUCUAUGUGCCCUCCAGGAUUAGUGUUUAACCAGGGUUUGCAGGUUUGCGACUGGGCAUUCAACGUUUCAAAGCCUUGUGGAACAUUGCCAGCUACGAAUUACGCUAUGACUAUCGAUGAAUAUAUGGCAGUAUGA